CUGAAUUCUAAAUUCUAAUACUACUGCUGGAUGCUAAUGGGCAAUUUCUCUCUUUCUUCCAUUAUACUACGUACGUUCAAAAGGUCUGGACUAGUCUGGCUCAUGGAACGAGGUUAAGGUUCUUCCCUUUUCGCACCUCUCUUCCCUUUUGCUUGCUUCUCACAACUUUUUGAACUUACUGCCCAAACUGUUUUGUCCUUCCACGUUGUUCCAUCAUCUGAGAUGAUCAGCACUCUAGGAAUCCGCAGCUGGAGAGCGACCUAUGUUAGUAUCAGCUUAUUCUUUCCCAAUUUCACUGACGCUUCCUUUUCUUUCAUCUCUUGUUAAACUCUUCUGCUGAUUUACUUCACAUCUCUAUCAUCAACACUGCCUUUCCAGUUCCCACCUCCUACUUAAUUCCCUCUCCCUCCUUCCAUCUUUUUCUCAUCGCAAUUUCCCAACUCCGCCAACUCUCAAAACUCUCAUCUCUUCUGCUCUAUACUUUCUCUGAAAUGGGUAGCCGUCAGGGCCUCACAUACAGCAGGCUUCACCAUUUUGCCAUUUCUGUUCUCAUUCUCCACCUGGUUUUUAGCUCAUCCCACCUGCGAAUAUUGUUCAACGCUGAAGGUAGACCAAUAGCUAAAACUGUUAGCAAUUCAAAGAUAGGUUCGAGGCCGCCGCGGUGCGAUCGGAAAUGCAGCGCUUGUGGGCACUGCCAAGCUAUUCAGGUGCCUACAAAUCCCCAAAUCAGAGACGGGCACCAGAAUUAUCCCAGAAACUCCACCACUACUGUUUCCACGAUUUUUCAUUCCAGAGGAGAUGAUUACUCCAACUACAAGCCCAUGAGUUGGAAAUGCAAAGAAUCUCUGCCUCUACCAUACUUGCUACUGCAGUACUGAUGAAUCAUGAAUGGUGACAAGUAAAUGCAAGAAGUCCGUAACUACUAAACGUGCAGGAACCAUCAAUGAAAACGUGUAGUUCUAAACAAAUCCGGCGGCAAAACUCCGGGUAGCGGAUGAAAGAUAAAAGUAGCAGAGAGUUUGGAAUAUAUGUAGUCUGGUUACAUAGACGGUACUGUUAGGUCUCCCUAGCAUUGCCCUUCGCACUCAUGUUACUACAACUGUUGUUUCACUCUCCCUAGCAACAAGU
Coffea eugenioides is the source of this 1128-nucleotide messenger RNA. Its product is annotated as EPIDERMAL PATTERNING FACTOR-like protein 2. The coding region runs from base 492 to 878 and encodes 128 amino acids. The record is from RefSeq and is a predicted model, not a curated record. Lineage: Eukaryota; Viridiplantae; Streptophyta; Magnoliopsida; Gentianales; Rubiaceae. The transcript is spliced from 3 exons. Gene Ontology annotation, biological process: guard cell differentiation; stomatal complex development.